CUGGACAGUCUGAUGUGGAGCCUUGCCUCGGUGGAUGCCAGCCAGGGCAGGGGAUUAGCAGAUCACAAUACCCCCUCACCCUCCCCUCCCCACCCCAGGGUCCUAGAAAUGGACCUAGGGUCCCUGUCUCCCAUGGGAGAAGGAAAAUAGACCUGGCAGUUCUGGGGGGUGGGGCUCACAUUGUCAUUGUUGCCCCCACCCACAGUGCAUCUGGGUGGGGGGUUGCUGGGAAGUUGGCGCUGAUUUUCGCCGGGAGGGAGCAAUAUGUUCUGACAACUGGUGCUGGGCUGCGUUUACCCAACAGCCAGCCUGCCUGGGGAGACAAUAUUUGAAAAACAUUGUGUGGAAACUCGGGCCUGUUGGGGGUCUGUAUCAGAGCUCUGCUGGGGACACUGAGGCUGGCUCAGACCCUGCCCCUGGCCUGCUGGCCACCCUUGCUCCCCUUCUUUGGUCUCUGUAGGCAGAGCUGGAAAUGUCGCUGGCAGGAAGUCCUUCUGUAUGUCUGACCCGGAUCCCUCCUGCUGUGAUUUCAGUAGAAGUAGACCCUGCUGUUCUUUGCCUUUCCUGGCUGCUGUCUCUCUCUCUAGGCCAUCUAUGUGUUUCUCACGCAUCCUCCGCUCUCUCCUGCUCCCAACUCUAAUCAUCAGGUUCAGGUUUCCCUUUACUGAGAGGAGAGAUUUGGCUGGAGCCUGCAGGACUGGACCCAUCUCUUCCCCCAUUCCCUGAAGUGGGAGAGGAAGGAACAGCCCAUUUGGUCGGGGGGUGUAUAGACGGCUGCCUGACCCCUGGGCCCUAGGCCCCUUCCACAAUGCCUGUCGCUGGUCUCCUCCUCUGGGCUUCACUGCUCACUGGGGCCUGGCCAGCCACCCCCAGCCAGGACUACCUCCCAGCCACGCCCCGGGUCCGGCUCUCAUAUAAAGAGCUUAAGGCCACAGGCACGGCCCACUUCUUCAACUUCCUUCUCAACACAACCGACUACCGAAUCCUGUUCAAGGACGAGGACCACGACCGCAUGUAUGUGGGCAGCAAGGACUACGUGCUGUCCCUGGACCUGCAUGACAUCAACCGUGAGCCCCUCAUUAUCCACUGGGCAGCCUCCCCACAGCGCAUUGAAGAGUGUGUGCUCUCGGGCAAGGAUGGCAACGGUGAGUGCGGGAACUUCGUCAGGCUCAUCCAGCCCUGGAACCGAACACACCUGUACGUGUGUGGCACCGGCGCCUACAACCCCAUGUGCACCUACGUAAACCGCGGCCGCCGCGCCCAGGCCACGCCCUGGACCCAGAUGCAGGUGGUCAGAGGCCGAGGCAGCAGAGCCACCGAUGGUGCCCUCUACCCGACGCCCACAGCCCCACGCCAGGAUUACAUCUUCUACCUGGAGCCUGAGAAGCUCGAGUCAGGGAAGGGCAAGUGUCCCUACGACCCCAAGCUGGACACAGCCUCAGCCCUCAUCAACGAGGAGCUCUAUGCAGGCGUGUACAUCGACUUCAUGGGCACCGACGCAGCCAUCUUCCGCACCCUUGGCAAGCAGACGGCCAUGCGCACGGAUCAGUACAACUCUCGGUGGCUCAAUGACCCUUCAUUCAUCCACGCCGAGCUCAUCCCCGACAGCGCCGAGCGCAACGACGACAAGCUCUACUUCUUCUUCCGCGAGCGGUCCACAGAGGCGCCGCAGAGCCCUGCCGUGUAUGCCCGCAUCGGGCGGAUCUGCCUGAAUGAUGACGGCGGCCACUGCUGCCUGGUAAACAAGUGGAGCACGUUCCUGAAGGCAAGGCUGGUCUGCUCCGUGCCAGGCGAGGAUGGCAUCGAGACCCACUUCGACGAGCUCCAGGAUGUGUUUGUCCAGCAGACCCAGGAUGUGAGGAACCCAGUCAUCUACGCUGUCUUCACCUCCUCGGGCUCUGUGUUCCGAGGCUCUGCCGUGUGUGUCUACUCCAUGGCUGACAUCCGCAUGGUCUUCAACGGGCCCUUUGCCCACAAGGAGGGCCCCAACUACCAGUGGAUGCCCUUCUCAGGGAAGAUGCCCUACCCACGGCCCGGCACGUGCCCUGGCGGAACCUUCACGCCGUCCAUGAAGUCCACCAAGGACUACCCUGAUGAAGUCAUCAACUUCAUGCGCAGCCACCCGCUCAUGUACCAGGCCGUCUACCCGCUGCAGCGGCGGCCCCUGGUGGUCCGCACGGGCGCCCCCUACCGUCUCACCACUGUGGCCGUGGACCAGGUGGACGCAGCCGACGGGCGUUAUGAGGUGCUUUUCCUGGGCACAGACCGCGGGACAGUGCAGAAGGUCAUCGUGCUGCCUAAGGACGACCAGGAGAUGGAGGAGCUCAUGCUGGAGGAGGUGGAGGUCUUCAAGGACCCAGCACCUGUUAAGACCAUGACCAUCUCUUCCAAGAGGCAACAACUGUACGUGGCCUCAGCUGUGGGCGUCACACAUCUGAGCCUGCACCGCUGCCAGGCAUAUGGGGCCGCCUGUGCUGACUGCUGCCUCGCCCGGGACCCCUACUGUGCCUGGGAUGGCCAAGCCUGUUCCCGCUACACAGCGUCCUCUAAGAGGCGGAGCCGCCGGCAGGACGUCCGGCACGGGAACCCCAUCAGGCAGUGCCGUGGGUUCAAUUCCAACGCCAAUAAGAACGCCGUGGAGUCCGUGCAGUACGGCGUGGCAGGGAGCGCAGCCUUCCUCGAGUGCCAGCCCCGCUCGCCCCAGGCUACCGUGAAGUGGCUGUUCCAGCGAGAUCCCAGUGACCGGCGCCGCGAGAUCCGCGCGGACGACCGCUUCCUCCGCACCGAACAGGGCUUACUGCUCCGCGCCCUGCAGCCUGGCGAUCGCGGCCUCUACUCCUGUACAGCCACUGAGAACAACUUUAAGCACGUCAUCACACGGGUGCAGCUGCACGUCCUGGGCCGGGACGCCGUCCAUGCAGCCCUCUUCCCACCGCCAGCUGCGAGCAUUCCACCGCCCCCGGGCGCCGGCCCCCCCACGCCCCCUUACCAAGAGCUGGCCCAGCUGCUGGCCCAGCCAGAAGUGGGCCUCAUCCACCAGUACUGCCAGGGCUACUGGCGCCACGUGCCCCCGAGUCCCAGGGAGGCCCCAGGGGCACCCAGGCCUCCUAAACCCCAGGACCAGAAAAAACCCCGGAACCGCCGCCACCACCCGCCGGACACAUGAGGCCUGCUGUCUGAGCCCUGCAAUGGGCCAGCCUCUAGCCCUUGUUCCUUUUAAUAUAAAAGAUAUAUAUAUAUAUAUAUAUAAAAUAUCUAUAUUCUAUAUACACCCUGCCCCUGCAAAGACAGUAUUUAUUGGUGGGUUGUAAAUAACCUGCCUCAACGGCAGCAUCGUCCAGAACUUAGACCCAAGCUGGUCAGAGACAGCAGAAAACAGAGCCCACCUAACCAGGCCCAGCCAGUUGGCCGGGUCAGGCCAGGACCACACAGUCCCCAGGCUCACCUGGGAGUCUACCUGCUCGACAGCCACCGGCGGGAUCGACAGGACACAGGGAGACAGCAAGCUCUACCUGGAUGGGGCACGGACUGUACACACACCUUUGCCAGUGUGUUCCGUCAGCCUGUGCUGUUGGCGUGCACGUGGAGGCGAGGACUGCUUUGGAGACUGGGGGUGGGGGGCGGGGGCUCAGAUGCACUCAGAGAAGGGAAGAAGGGGGCGGCACAGGAUGCCAGCGCCUGCCUGGGAGAGGGGCACUCAGUCAAGGCCAGCCCUUUCCUGGGUAUUUAUUCUCUAUUUAUUGGGGAUAGGAGAAGAGGAGCCCUGCCUGGGUGGGGCAGCCCCUCCGGCCCCUCCGGCCCCUCCUUCCCACCCUGCCUGGCCUCUCUACCUCCUCUUCGCUUUUUCUGUGCCACUGUGACUCGGGGGCUGGGAGAACAGCAGAGGGGCCAGGCUCAGGUAGCACUGAGGGGGGAGAGGGCCAUGGCGGAGGCCUGGGGCCUGCAGGGGCUCCCCAGGGCUCCCUUCUGCCCACCACUUCAGAUGAUGGGUGUAAAUAGCUCUGGGGGGCAGUUGGGUAGGUGGGUGGGGGCUCCUGGCAGCCCUCUGCUGCCCGGCCGCACCUGCCCUUGGGUUCCAUCUUGCUAAUAAACACUGGCUCUGGGACUGGA
Cervus elaphus (red deer) is the source of this 4110-nucleotide messenger RNA. RefSeq names its product semaphorin 3F (gene SEMA3F). Gene Ontology annotation, biological process: semaphorin-plexin signaling pathway; neural crest cell migration; axon guidance. The transcript is spliced from 19 exons. Gene Ontology annotation, molecular function: semaphorin receptor binding; chemorepellent activity. The record is from RefSeq and is a predicted model, not a curated record. Bases 809 to 3166 code for a protein of 785 amino acids. Lineage: Eukaryota; Metazoa; Chordata; Mammalia; Artiodactyla; Cervidae.